AUGGAGGUACUUUCUCCAAGAGUCACCACAGGAGAAGGUCAAAGUGGGCAGAAAGGGAAAGGGAUCACUCAGGCUGAGAUAGAGCAAGCCCGGGCAAACUUUGUGGAGGGAAAGUUGCAGUUUUCAGCUUUUUUAGAUGAGAUCACAAAACAGGUCAUGAGUCCUUCCCAACUCUCCAUCUUUGGCGUGAACACCAAUAAAACUACUGAGAAGACCCCUUCCCCAGUCCCCAAACCUGAGCCGGUCAAGCCUGAGCUUCCUCCCAAGAAGCACAGAGGUGGGAAACGGAGUGACAUCGAGCUGCCAUUGAAGCAACACAGCAGGCAGGUGAAACCGACCAUCGGCUCUCAAAAACAUUCAGACUGCUCCGAUUCGGACAGGCUGACAACAUACGCAGCAAGGAAGCACCGCGGCAGCCCCCCACCUCGUCAUUACACGCCAUCUGCUAGCCACGGACGGAAAGACAGGAGGCCCUCUCCAACUGGAGACUCCAUCUCAGGGGAUAGAUAUGGCAGAUAUGGGCCUCACCAUACAGACGGAACCAGCACCAGUCCUGAACCAGCCCAACCCAAGCAGCGCCACCACCAUAAAUACUAUCCCACAACUCGCCUCCACACUCAUCCCAGCUUGCAAGACACGGGUUCGGCUCUGAGUCCUCAUCCACAAAGUCCGACUCAUCCAGGGGUCGAGACACUGCCUCCACGGCUACCAGCUACAGCUCAGAGCAGGGAUGCCAACACCAGUCACAGCCCUUGGGGAUCUCUAAGCAGCACAGGAACAUGCUGUGCGAUCCAGGACCACCUUCAGGCGUUGCAGGAGGAGAAUGCUGAUCUCCACCAGAACCUGCUGCAGACCGUGGUUUGCAUUGAGAGCCUGGAGGCAGAGCUGCAGAGGACCAGAGACGAGCUCAGUCAUGUCAAGGAGAAAUAUAAAAGCCUGCUGCAGACACAUAGUGGGACAAAAGAGGCAAAUAAUCUACUGGGAGAGCACCUUCACAAAGCGUCGGAGAGCCUGAGCAGUGAGAGAAAAUUUCUGCUGAAUCGCGUCUCCCAGCUGGGCUCGGAGCUGAACGACGCCCACAGGACCAUCGCAGCUCUGGAGAACAUUAAUGCGCCAGUUUUGGUAAAGGAGCUCCUGGAGAAGUAUUUUGGUUCUGCUGAAGCUAUUCAAAAUUUUCUCACAACCUCUUUUCCGACCAGCCAGCCACAGCAGACAGAUGGCCAAUCCUGCAAUCCCACGGCAGAGGAAGCAGCCCAGGGUUGCCUGAGCGAGUCAGAGGCAGGUCGGCAGAGGGUCACGGCCUUCAUGCCGAUUAAACAGGCUCUGACCCCAGCUAAAAACGAGGGCAGUCUUCCAGGCCAGCAUGAGUCCACUCACAGCUCAUCGUUCUCUCUGGCUGACAUGGGGGCUGCUUCCUAUAAAACCACAGCUCCCAGUUAUCCUGCCAGACCACAGCCUGUUUACCCACAAACCCAGCAGCAGUUACUGCGGAGCGCUGCCCACACCGACACCGCUCCAGACCCUCAGCACGCCCACGCAGCGGGUGACAGAUGGGAAGGAAGAGGAGGGUUGAAGGUGCUGCUCUUUGAGCAGGAUGCAGGGGAUGUGAACUCCAUGUCAGCCCAGCAGAUCCUGGAUGAUUUCAUGCAUCAUCUGCAGGCACACAAGGAGGCCGGGGGAGGGAAGGAGCAGCAGAGUGGGCAGGAGUGGAUGAACGGGGUGGAACAGGCAUGGAAAGUGGGAGACUGAGAUUGCCGUCUGAGGAGUUUAUUUCUGUCCUAAUUAUUUGCCAGCAGUGAUUGUUCUUUAGGUGGCUAAAAAAGUCAGAGGGUGUAGAUUUAUUUAAUUAAUGCAUGAUGUUGUGUUUGUAGUGUUUUAUAUAGCUGAAUAAAGCUACCAUUUUAAGGCUGGAAAUGUAAAAACAGUUCAGAGCAACUUUUGCGAAAAAAAAAGAAGAGAUUUCUAUGUGUCAUCUGGACUGUUGAAUCUAUAAAAGAAGCAGUAGAUAUUAUUUUUAAUAUUCACACAAUGUGUUUUCUAUCAAAGCAUGUUGUAAGUUGUAGUCCCCAAAACAGUGCAGAAUAUACCGUUACAUAUCUGUAACACUGAACAGAAAGUCCUCAUUAACUCUCAAAAUGUAGGACAUUUGUUUAACAACUAAACAAAGAUAGAUUUUGAAUAAUAGGCAUGAUUUCAGAUAAAAAUUGUUCACUGAGUUUCAUUUACUCAGGCUUCAAAUGAACCUUAAUAUGAAUUAGCACAAGCAAAGACAAAAACAAACAAAAAAUUUAUACACCUGGAGUUACAACGAUAAGAAAAAAACACAACUGGAAAGUUUAAACAGAAGGUCUUUCUGUUAAUUUUAUGUAAUUUGUGCAAUGUUAAGUUUUUCUACUAACAUGAGUAAAAUACAAGUUUAAAGAGAAAUUCUAAGAAAAUCUCAAACAUGUUGAAAAAAUAUUUGGCCACACUUGAAAUGACAUCAUGUUUAAAUAUAAACUCUUUAAUAUGCCUUUGGUUCCCAUUUUGCAGCUGUAAGAACUUCUCCUCGUCUUGGAGAGGCUUUCAUAAAGCAUUUCUGUGUUGAUUGUGUGCGAAAUUGUUCUGUAGAGCAUUUAUGAGGUCAGGCACUGAUGCUGGAUGCAAAGGUCUGGCUGGCAUUGGAAUCUCUAUUCCAUACCUGUUAACAUACAACAGUUAGCUUAAUCCAGUCAAGCUAACUGGAUUAAAGUCUGGAUUAUGUCAAUGAGAUGUCAUAAAACGUCUUUACUUGACUAUAAUGAAUUAAAAACGUUUAACUAACUCUCCAAAUAAAAGUGGAGGCCAUAUACUUUUGUUAAUGUUGUCUAUCUCAUCAUAUGUAAUGCUUUUAAAAUGCUUUCCUGUGUUAGCCAGCACUUUAAUAUGAGUUAACUGUGUGAGUAAAGAGUAAGAGUAUGAAUGCAUAGAUGUACAUACUUCACAGAAUGUAUAAUUAUUUAUUACAAUGGUCCUUCCAUGUUAAAAUAAUAGAGGCUCUUUGCUGUUUUUGUGUCUUUGAUGUACAGUAAAAUAUGAAUGUAAGUAAUAUGAAUAGAUUUUCAAGCUGUAGAUUAAAUAUAGAGCAAAAUUAAAAUUAUUUUAGUCUGUAUAAUUUCAGAGUUUCACUGUUAAAUGUGCACAGUUUGUUAAAUUUGUGUGUCUAUCUUACUGCUACCAAUAAAGAUGCUUGCAAAUGGCUUGGAA
This is a messenger RNA of Xiphophorus hellerii (green swordtail), 3225 nucleotides long. RefSeq lists its product as uncharacterized. The record is from RefSeq and is a predicted model, not a curated record. Bases 1 to 1749 code for a protein of 582 amino acids. Lineage: Eukaryota; Metazoa; Chordata; Actinopteri; Cyprinodontiformes; Poeciliidae. Gene Ontology annotation, biological process: Golgi organization. The transcript is spliced from 7 exons. Gene Ontology annotation, cellular component: trans-Golgi network.